UGGAAGUGAAAAUCUUGUAAAUAAAACAUCAUAACCUAUAACUUUCAUAUUUAAAGCAAGUUAUAUCAACUAAAUCCCAAAAAUGAAUUAAACUAAAUGUCUUGAUGCGUUAAUUAGUAUAUAUAAGUAGUUUAUAUCUUGUUUUUAUAAAAUUUAGGUGUCAAUAUUCAUAGAAAAUGUCGCAUCAGCUGGGUCGUGUUGUGUCGGUGAUCUUGCACCGAUAUUUUGGUGAAUUAGUGCAAAAAGUGGGAGACGAUCUAUUCACAUAUGGCAGCAAGCCCAUAGGUCUGAUAGUAAAGACCACUGGCCUUCCUCGAAACCAGGUGAUAGAUUGUCUUCGUACUCUGCUCAAGUUUGACCUGGCUACAUUUGAACCUUCUGCCAAUGAAGUGAUAGCUGACUACAAAUUGAUUCCCGAUAAUGUACUCCUUCUCAUCAGAUAUCCUAGGUAUCUCCUUCAGAUGAAGAGUAAGUUUGGCAGCGAGGCUGAGCUGCUAGUUGAGGAGUUGCUGCAGAAAGCCACCUGCACUGCUACCGUGCUGCUGUUUACACUGGCCAUGAAGUAUAAGGAUGACAAGGAAAAGAACAUAACAAUAAUAAGUCUAAAAGACAUGUUCAUAAGCCUAGUAACAGCUGGCUACAUCCAGCAAGCUCCUGUAGCCGAGUUGAAGGAAGGCAGUGAGAUCCCGACCCUGGUACCCGUGGCUACUAUAGUACCUGAGCUGGAUACUAGGGCUCUGGUGCAGGCUAUGAAUACUGGCAGUAUUAGCGACAUUAAUGAUAAUAUUUAUUGGAGAGUGAACUACGAUAGAUUUCACCUUGACUUCAGAGAUGAAAUUAUGAUCAAAGCAAUCACGCGUCGUAUUGAUGAUAAUGCGGGUGAACUGAUGCGGUUCCUCCUAGAACAAAUGUACCUUCGGUCCCCAGCGUGGGCGCCGGAAUCCAGCCCCCUCUGCGCCAUCGAGCUGAAAGAGCGGUGCCGAGGAGUCGCAGCCGACAGGCCAACGCUGCAUCAGUUCGUUGAUCAGUAUCUUAAGGUUUUAGAGGAGAGUGGUAGCGGGUUCGUCCGUCGCGUGGGUGACGCGGGCGCGGGGCAGUUCGCCGUGAGCACGCGCCGCGCCGCGCUGCACCUCGUCGUCUGCGCGCUGGAGCAUCUCGUCACCGAGCGGCUGGGCUCUAAGGCUGCUAGGAUAUUUAGGUUAGUUCGUUCAAGAAAGUAUAUAGAAGAAGACGACAUACAGAAAAACGCCAUGUUAGUGAACAAGGAAUGUAAACAGCUCACAUACAAACUGUUAGAAGAACACUUUAUUAGUGUACAGCCAAUGCGGAAAGCAGCUUCGGCGGGCGGAUUAGCGAAAGCAAUUUAUUUGUAUCACAUCAAUCUACAUGACGUAGCGCAGUCAGCGCUGGAGAUGUGCUACCGCUCGCUGCACAACGUGAUCCGGCGCCACUCGCGCGAGAGCACGCAGCACGCGCGCCUGCGCGACAAGCGGCGCCGCGUCGCCACCAUCGUGCACGGCAUGCGUCUGCGCGGCGAGCCGCAGCAGAACAUCGACGAUGUGGAAGAAACCCUGACACCGCCUGAACUGGCAGUAUUACAGAGCGUGGAAAAAAGACUGAAACAAUUGAGCAUAGCCGAGUUGGAGCUAGACAAGAAUCUUUUCAUAUUUAAAUGGUACUUUAUGUUCCCUGAAACCAAGUGAAAAUAACCAUUUUUAUAUUAACAACAUUUCGAAUGUUGUUUUGACAAAAUAGGUAAGAAAAACACUAUUUAAGCAUGUAUUAUACUGUUAUCGAGUUAAAACUCAUGUUUAUACUAAAGGAUAAGGAAAAUUACGAAUAAAAUUCACAAAAAUA
This is a messenger RNA of Helicoverpa armigera (cotton bollworm), 1857 nucleotides long. RefSeq names its product DNA-directed RNA polymerase III subunit RPC3 (gene Polr3C). Gene Ontology annotation, molecular function: single-stranded DNA binding. Gene Ontology annotation, biological process: DNA-templated transcription. The record is from RefSeq and is a predicted model, not a curated record. Bases 177 to 1703 code for a protein of 508 amino acids. The transcript has 11 exons. NCBI's taxonomy places the organism in Eukaryota, Metazoa, Arthropoda, Insecta, Lepidoptera, Noctuidae. Gene Ontology annotation, cellular component: RNA polymerase III complex.